CGCGUCUCACCUUAACAGGAAGUUUUUAUAGCUAGCAAAGUAGUCGGUGGAUCAGGCACGUCCAUUAGAAUGAUUUAACAAAUGUUCUCCGUCUGUGGACAGCCCGACAGUGCCACAGAUGAAAUAGGGUUCGUGCAGCAGCAACUGUAAGUAAUCGUGUUAAUCGGCUUGUGUUUGUGGCGUGUAACUAAAACCAGCUUUCUGAACUUUGUGUUUGGCAUUAGCAUGUAGCUAGCUAGUGAGCUAACAUUAGCUCGGUCACGAACCAGCAGUUUGUGACAGCGGUGGCUCACACGGCUGUUUUUAUCCGAGCCCGGGCUGUUUAUUUACUCUCUGACACUUGCCAGCUAACCGGAAAGCUCCGUAACAUGAAGUUAUGGAGGAGCGAAAGCUAAAACGAAAAAGUCCCAGGACGUCCACUAAUGCGGCGGCACCGAGCGGCGGGUCCGGCCGGAAAAACAGUGCUUCGUCCGGGGGAAGGCACGUCGGCUACAGCCACAACAUGGGCACUCACUCCAGCCAGAAGAGCAAGAGCAGGAGGGGAGUGAGAGAUAAGCCCAAGUCUCAGCUGGGUCAGGGGGGCAAGGCCACCCAGAACCAAGGCCAGGCGGCCCCCACCAUCCAACACUCCUUCCUGACUGAUGUGUCUGAUGUACAGGAGAUGGAGAACGGCCUCCUCAGCCUCCUUAACGACUUCCACUCAGGGAAACUCCAAGCAUUUGGAAAUGAGUGCUCUAUUGACCAGAUGGAGCAUGUGAGGGAGAUGCAGGAGAAGCUGGCCCGUUUGCACUUUGACCUCUAUGGUGAGGUGGAUGAAAUGCCUGAAGAUCAGAGGAAAAUGGCCUGUGAUACCAACAUGGACAAACUGCUCCUAAAUCUUGAGGAGCUGAGUUCUUCUAUUCAGAAACUAAAUCUAGCAGACACCCAAGAGAUCCCACGGACUGCCAGUGUGUGAUGUUCUCGACUUGACUGGAGGUAACCUCAGCUAUGUGGUUGAACCCUACCAGAGAUGCACCAGAGGACAAGGAGAAGUUGGACUUCUUUCAAGUAUUUUGAAAUGGCAACAAAGCUGUUCACCAGCGUUUCCUUUCCACACAGGGGGAGGGUCUAAUGUCAGAAGCUGUAAUAGUGACGCACUGACAGUUUCCGUUCUUCGUCUAUACCAGCUGUGAGUGGACAUGCAGAGGCUGAUAUUCAGUAGGAAGUUAUUAACCUUAUUUUUCUACACCUCAGAACUAAAAUAGUUACUACACUGAGAUUCAACUGAAUAUUUUCCACCCUUUCUGACAAGUUCCAUACAGAAUAAUCUUUCCCUUGCAAUGUCCUUAGGAGUAAGUUGAAGAAUGUGUUGUCUGCAGUCAGAUUUACAGUAUAUGUUGGGUAUUUGUGUUGAAACUACUGUUAUGGCCAGUUAGUUGACUUACUUCUCAAAUAUUCAGAUUUGCAAUAUACAUGCUAACCAAAGUGAUAUUUACUUACCUUGUUUUAUCCAGAAUUUAUAAAUUCUACUUAAUUUUUAAAUACUUGUAUGGAUAUUUUAAGUGUUUGGUAAUCAGUGUAGUUGAAAUACUGCCUCUUUUAGCUUUCUUCAGAUACAGUAUACAUUAUAAUCACUCUGUUGCACUUUGUCUUCUCUGCUGCUAAAGGUCAGUCAGUGUCUAGAAUCACUUACGGAAGACCUCGAUCUUAUCAGUAUGCAGAUAUAUUUGUAUGUGUUAAUUUUUUUUCACUAUAGAGCUUUAAAUUUUCAUUAGGUCUUUGCUGUGCAACAUUAAAAACCUUAACAGUUGUGAUUUAGAUGAGCUGAUUUAGUGAGAAAUGCCAAAAAUAAAACAUAAUAAAUAUUGAAUACACUAGUGUGGCAGCAGAUGCUGCGCUGAAUGUUGAAAAAAAAAUAAGCUGUGACACAGUUUGUGAUCGUUUUAAUGAUUAACUGCUAUAUCACCUCUAACACAGCGUGGAAUAUAUUUGCACAUAUUCAUGCAACAAGUGAAACAUAUGGCACAUGAGCACUGGUGUGUUAGUGUGACGCUGAGAAAAUCAAAAUAAUCCAAAUGUGGACUCCACAAUCAUGCCUUAACUUUUAGUUUAGUUAUUUUUUGCCUUAUUGGUUUUCACCUUUUAAGUGACUUACAUAAUAAAUACAUGCUUGAUUAUCCUUUGGAUUCCUCAAAUGCAAGUCGAACAUAAUUGUGUUUUGAUUGUAACUUGUUUACUACCUUCUUAUUUUAACCACUGAUGUUGGGGAAUGUGGGAUUGUUUUAAAGUAUUUUACUUGACCUUGUUUGACUUAUUAAUAAAUGUGUUGUGUGAUCUAGU
This is a messenger RNA of Sphaeramia orbicularis (orbiculate cardinalfish), 2319 nucleotides long. It is a transcript of the gene ccdc28a, whose product is annotated as coiled-coil domain containing 28A. NCBI's taxonomy places the organism in Eukaryota, Metazoa, Chordata, Actinopteri, Kurtiformes, Apogonidae. The transcript is spliced from 5 exons. Bases 377 to 955 code for a protein of 192 amino acids. The record is from RefSeq and is a predicted model, not a curated record.